AGCAUUCAAAGCACUGUCAGUGCCUCCCAGUCCUCUGACAGUGCCUAACUGAGGGUAUAAAAGUCCCUAGCUGAAGCUGAGAAAUCAGUCUCGUCUGAGUACUCGCCUAACCCAAGGGAGAGAGAGCUUCAACGAACCCAUCAUGGGGGACUCAAAGCUCUGCCUUUUGUUGCUCCUCAGUACAUCUGCCUUGGCUUUUGCCCAAGAUGAAGAUCAGCCAACCUGCCUGUUGGCCAAAAGGUACAAGACCCUGCACAAGUAUGAAUACCAAUAUGAAGCUGAAUCUUUGAAUGCCAUCAAUGGAGCCUCACAGCUCAAGAACGGACCCAAGGGCUCUUGCAAGGUUGAAAUUGAAGUGCCUCAGACCUGUAGUUUCAUUGUCCGCACCACUGGUUGUAGCCUGAGUGAGGUGGUCGACAUGGACGGAGACGGCAACCCCGUGUUCGGUCCUGCACCCAGCUCUGAUGCCUUUGCUGCUGAAAUGGAGAGAUAUCCUCUGAAGGUUGUAGUUGAGGGUGUGUACGAUGUGAAACUGUACCCCGAAGACGGUGAGACAACAACCAUCCUGAACAUCAAGAGGGGUAUCAUCUCUGCUCUGGCUGUGCCUCUGCUGGAGGAAGAGAAGAACAAGAACAUGCCCACCAUCCAUGGCAAGUGCAAGACAUAUUACAGUGUCAACGCUAGAGAGGACAUUGCCACUGACAUCAGCCUCGACAGGGAUCUGUCCAGAUGUGACAAAUUUGUCCCCAUGAGAGAUCACACCAGCCCCCUGGCACUUAUCACUGGCAUGCACUACCCUCUUGCCCAGCUGGUCAGAAGCUCACAGACCUGCAACUACAAGUUUGACAAUGAGAAGAAACACAUGAUCUCUGGAUCCUGCACUGAGAACCACAUCCUCAUUCCCUUCUCACACAAGGGAGAAUAUGGAGUUACCAAUGUUGGAAAGCAAGAACUGACUCUGAUUCAGGUUUCUCCUCACAAUGAAAGAGUCUUUGAUCGCAGUGACAUUGUCAAGGGUCUUCACAUGGAGGUUGUCGAGGACAGGAGUGUUGUCCAAGAUAAAGAUGCAGGUCUAAACCUCCUGAGAGAACUGGCAAAUCUGCCUGAGACUGAAGGCGAGAGGAGGGCCCACCUCUUCCACAAGCUUGUCACCAUGGUCCGUGGAAUGAAAACUGAGACCCUGAAUCCCGCCAUUCCUGAGGCUCUUGCCGUGUCCCGUGUCUUGACCUACCAGGUUCUGGUCCAAUGUGGAACCCCUGAGUGCAGCAGUGCCAUCAUGCAGAUCCUCAGGACUUUUGACAGCUCUUCACUCGAGGUUGAUGCUACAGUUUUUGCUCUGGGACUUGUGUCCAAUCCCUCUGCUCUCCUGAUCAAUGACAUGCUUGAGAUGGCCAAAUAUAAGCCCAGCAAGCCCAUCAUGUAUGCCCUGAGCAAUGUUGUCAAGAGAUUUUACAAAGCUGAAGAAAAACUGAUCCCUGAGAUUUACUCUGUUGCUGAGUUCAUGGCUGCCCAGCUGGGUGACUGUUCUGGUGACAAGGACAACACUUUCAUGACACUGAGGGUUAUUGGAAACAUGGCUCCAGCUCUGGUACUUGCUGGUCCUGCACUCAGAGGCGCUGUCAUCCAGUGUGUGAACCAACCUGCAGCUUCCCCGGCUGUCCAGCAGGCUGCCAUUCAAGUGUACAGGCUGACUACAGUCCCCGAGGAGAACAGAGAAGUUAUCAUGCAAGUGCUUUUGGACAGUGCAAGCCCAAUGCAAAAGCGCAUUGCUGCAUAUCUGGUACUUAUGAAGGACCCCCAGCCCACUGAACUGGCCCAGCUGGCUAAUGCUUUGCCCAAUGAGCAGGACCAACAAGUCAAGAGCUUUGUGAUUUCCCACAUUACCAACAUUUUGUCCUCAACUGUGCCAGAGACUCAAGAACUCAGACAGAAGAUUCUUGAUGCCCUGCAGGGUAAUGAGAUCGGGGCCACUAUGGACCCCACCAAGUUCUCUCGCAACUACAAGAUCGGAUCUCUGGAGGGCAACAUGAUCUUUGAGGGUACCAGUUACCUGCCCAAGGAGGCCAUGCUUGAAAUGACUUUGAAGGCAUUUGGCUAUGAGAUUGAUAUGAUGGAGGUUGGUAUGGAAGGCAAAGGAUUUGAGCCAACUGUUGAGGCCCUGUUUGGAAAGAAUGGAUUCUUCCCUGAUACUACCCUGAAGACAAUGUACUUUGUCUCUGACAACAUGCCUCUCAGAGUCAAUGAGAUCUUGCAGAACAUACUGCCUGCUCUAAAGAGGGACAGGAUGAAGAGACAGGCCUCCCAAAACCUGAUGAGGGACAUUGGACGCAACCUGAACAAGCUCGUGAAGGAACUAAAGACAGCAGAGUCUCCUGAGGCAAUGGUUUAUCUGAGACUUUUGGGAAAUGAGCUGGGAUAUCUGAGGACCAACGAAAUGGAAGAGAUGGCCUACUCUGCUGCCAUGAUGAUUGACAGCAUGUUAAAGAUGUUCCCUGCUGAUCUAAUGCAGUCACUGAUGACCAAGGCUGACAACACAAUCUUUGCCCACUACAUCUUCAUGGACAAUGAAUUCUUCCUGCCUACUGUCACUGGUGUGCCUCUGAGGAUUGCACUGUCUGGUACUUUCACCCCUGGAAUCAAGGGUGGACUUAAGAUUGCUGCUGACAUGAGCGAAGUUACCUUCAUGCCCUCUGCUGGCAUUGAGUUUGUAACUCAGGUUGGUUCCCACAUCCCUGAAUAUGUCAACUCUGGAUUAGAGAUGCACACCAACAUUUUCCAUGAAAGUGGAAUCAGUGCAAAGAUCUCCAUGGAACGUGAUAAUGUCAAGUUGACCAUCCCUGCUCCAAUGAGUCCUACAAAACUCAUCAAAAUGACAAAUACCCUGGUGGCAGUGACUGGAUCAGAAGUGAAGACCAUUCCCCCUAUGGUGAUGGACAAGGUUGAUGUCAGUGAGUGCACUCCUGUCUUUGCUGGAAUGAAAUACUGCACUGCUCUGCAGUACACUGAUGCUUUCUCACAGGAGACAUCUCCCUACUUCCCCUUCACUGGAGACAGCAAAUUUGCUGUGGAGCUCCACCCUACUGGUGAAGUCACUGAGUACACAGCCACUGUUGCCUACGAGCUCCUCAGAGAGGGAGAAGAGGGCCGGCAGAAGGUUGACUCUGUGAAGUUUAUUCUGAGAGCUGAAGGUGCAGAGCCCACUGAAGCGAGAGCAAUCAUGAAAUAUAACAGAAGGAAGAAUGUCAUCACAGCUGACGUCCAGAUCCCUGACUAUGAUGUGGAGGCUGGACUCAGGUUGGGUGUGGUUGAUGGAAACACCAAGGGCAAAGGAACUCACUCCAUCUCUCUUGACUUCAUAAACAAGAACAUUCCUCAGCUCUCCCUGGUUGGUCGUGCCAAUCUGAAGGCCAUGAAGGAAGGUAUGCUGCAAGUCCAACUUCUUGUCCCCUCAAUCAAUGCUGAUGCCACCGUCACAGCUAAUAUGAAACGUGAUGAAGAGUUGGAACUGGAGCUCAAGAGUGAAAUCAAGGUCAUGAGCGCUACCUCUGAGCAGAAAAUUGCAAUGAAAUAUGAUGCCAGCAAGAUCGAGGUUGAGUUCAAGUCUGAUGUAAACACUGACACCACCAGCUUGCCAAAUUCUGACAUGCUUCAGACAUAUGGAAACCAACUUCUUGACAUGCAGGUGGGGCAGACCGACAUGAAGGUCCGUCACAUCUUCAAGAAGUUUGUAGAGGCAGCAAACAACUACAUGGAAAAGUAUGGGGCUGAUAUGCCUUACAUUCAGAACUUCAGAGUACCGGAUAUGCCUGAAAUUUCCCUGCCAGAGACACUGUUCCUGAAUACAGAGGCAAAGGCUGUCUACUACUUGAACAAUGAGCGCUUCACCAUCGCUAUCCCUCUCCCUCUUGGAGGAAAGUCCACAGAUGAGCUUAACUUCCCACCAGCUUUGACCACACCUCGCAUGUCUCUACCCCAGUUUGGACUGGAGAUUGUCUCCAUGGAGAUUCCCAUCCCAGAGCUUGUUGUACCUGAGAGCCUUACUCUGUCUAUUCCUCUUUUUGGAAAAGCUGAAGUUUCAACUCUGAUGAGGAGUAACCUAUACGACAUGGAGGCCUCAAUGGCUGCCGGCAAAGAUGUUGUGGAGACGCCAAGCUACUCAGCUAAGUUUGAUGUGAAAGGAACCUCCCCACUUGACAUCCUCUCAAUAAAGAUUGAAGGCUCUGGAAUGUUGGCCACCACUGAUUCCAUCAAGGCCCAGUUGAAAAGCUCUUUGGCACACAAAUUCAUUGAAGUCAGUAUUACUAUUGUUGAGGAUGCAACAAUCUCAGACAAAAUCAAUUUGAGAUCAAGCAGCAAGAUUGAAGCCACAAGCCCAUUUGGUCUCAAUAUUGCUCUAGAGCACACUGGUAUGUCUGGAAUCAACACUGAAGAAAUCUCUGCUGAUAGCAACUUCGAGGGAAUGUUCAAGGCUGGACCCAUGUAUGGCAAGACCAUUUCGACCCAAUCAUUCAGCAUCUUUCCAUUCAGGCCAGAAGCAAAGAUUGAUUCUUCUGUUCAGAUUGACUCCACCAUUAUUCAGGCCCAGAACACAAUUGCAGCAACCCUUGCCAAUGGGGAAUUCUCUGUUGUGUCUAACACCAAUGCCUUUGAAGACAUCUUGACCCAUGUUGCUGAGCUUUCCUUCAAAGACAGCAAGCUGUCACUGAAAUGUGAUGCAAAUGCCCUUGCUCUUGGUAUGAAGAUCCGCAACCAGGCUGAAGCCUCUGUUGGUGCUGGUGAAGUUGUCAUGAGAAUGGAGACAAAUGCAGAUCACUCUGAAAACCGUGUUUACUCUCUGCUGACUGCCUCUCUUGAUGUUAAUGGUCUGGCUGUAAACAGUGAUGCCACUGUGAAGCUCCUUGAGAAUGAGGCUAUACACAAAGCUACACUGAAAAUGAACAAGGAUGGUAUGACCACAAGUGGAACAAACACCCUCCAGAGCCCCCUUGCCUUGGAAAACACCUUCGAUGCUGGGCUUGAUGCUUCAAGAGCUACUCUAUCCAUCACUAACAAGGCUGCGAUGCGUGACAUCAAGGUUGAUAAUGCCAACACUUUGACCAUUACUCUCUCUAGCUUUGACUUCAACUCAAAGACUGAAGCCACCGCAAGUGAGUAUGCCUCAUACACUCAUGAUAUCACCAUCGACCUGAAGCCCUACACUGCCUCUGCAAAUGUUAACAACAACUUGAAAGUUCUGUCGGCCAACUUCAUUAAUGAGGCUCAGCUGCAGGCAGAGCUGUACAAGAUGGACCUGACUGGAAGCCUGAAAACCAUCUAUGGUGAGGAAGAGAUCAAGCACACAUAUCAGGUAAAUUAUGCUGAUAUGACUGCUAAUGCAAAGUGCAGCACCACUGGAAAAGUCUUUGGCACUCACAUGAGCCACAACACAGAGCUUGAAGUUGUCGGUCUUGCUGCCAGACUCACCAAUGAUGCCCGCUUCAACUCUCAGCCAAUGCGCUUUGACCACACCAUCCGUUGCAGUAUUGUGCCUUUUGAUUUCAACCUUGAUGCCAUUUUCAAUGCCGAUGGAGACCUGACCAUGUAUGGAAAGCACAGUGCCCAGCUCUAUGGCAAAUUCCUCCUUAAAGCACAACCCCUGGCUUUUGCUAGCUCACAUGAAUGCAGAGCAUCAGUAACCCAGCAGCUAGAUAACGGGUUUUCCCUUGAGACCACAUUUGACAACAAGAUGGAUAAUGUUCUGUCACUCCAAGAGCAGAAGACAAGUUUUAGAAUGAAGUCUAAAGUGAAUGAGCAUGCCUUUAAUCAGGACAUGAAUGUUUACAACACUGCUGAGAGAACUGGAAUUGAGGUUUCUGGCACCAUCCUCACAAACAUCCUCAACACAGACUCCACAGACAACCAAGAAUUUGCCAUCUCUGGAUUCGUCAAGUAUGACAAGAACACAGAUAGUCGUAUAAUUCAGUUCCCACUAAUUGAAAAUCUACCUGCCUUCUUGGAAAGCGUCAAGGGCUUUGUUGUGCGUAUUGCAGAGGCAAUGCAAGACUACCUCAACAAUGAAGAGAUCAGAGCUAAACUUGAGGCUCUUCCCCAGUAUGUAAGUGACUUUAUUUCUCAACUGAAUAUGGAAGACAAACUAAUUCAGCUGAAGCAGUAUUUCAGUGAUUUUACCCAAGAAUAUGUCAUCUCCAUGGAGGAUGUGGAAGCCUCUUUGAGAAACCUGAAGGUUACUGUUGAGAAACUGAUGGCUGAUCUUACUGUUUACAUCCAGCACUUUGCUGGUAUGAUGAAGGAGAUUAUUGUUAGUGGCACUCUGCCUGAAACCCUCAUUCAGAAUAUCCAGCAACUGCUGAAUGCCAUUAAUGAGGAGUAUGACAUCCAGGCUGUGGUUGUGUAUAUGAUUGAUACCAUGAGGGAGAUGAUCCAGCAGAUUGACCUGGAAAAACUGAAGGGCAGCAGCAUUGCAUUCCUAUAUGAUAUUGAUGCCAAGUAUGAAAUCAUGGCUAAACUACAAACAGUUAUGAGUGAUGUGAAACAAACAAUUGAGACCUUUGACAUGCAGACAUUUGUUGCUGAACUGAAGAGCUUUAUCACAUCCGUCAACUUUAAGGCUUACAUUGAUGUAGUAGUGAAUCAGAUUCCCACAGAGAUUUUCAGCGAUAUAACAGAGUAUGUUAGGAAAAUGAUUCAGGACCUUGACAUCGUAGGAAAGAUCAACGCAUUCUAUGCCAAAAUGAGAGAGUUGAUUGUGAAGUUUGAGGCUGACAAAAAGGUUCAAGCCAUCUUGGAAAAGGUUAUGGAGCUUAUCAAGCAGUUCAAAAUUGAGGAGACCAUCAGUACUGUUGCCAAUAGGUUGAAGGCCCUAGACAUUCUUCCCGAAUUCAUGAAACUCUUCCAGUAUUACAUCAACUACUUGAAAACAACAGAGGUAAAGGACAUGAUUCAAGAGCUGAAUGUCUUUAUUCAAACUAUUGUGAAUGGGCUUAAGUCGUUGGACUACAAUGAGUUCGUGGAUUAUGCCAACAGAUUUAUUGCUCAGUACACAGCUUACAUGAAUGAGCUGAUCAAGUCUCUCGAAAUCCCCCAGAAACUUGAUGCAGCAAGAGAUUUGGUCAACCUUGUCUUAUCCUCUGGUAGAGGCUUUGUGGAACGCCUGAGAGAAAUCAAAGUUGCAGAGAUUAUUAAAUCUGUAAAGGAAAUCAUCGACCAGCUUGUGUUUGAUAACCUUAAGGGAUUUGCUGAAUAUGUAAAGCAGGGAAUAACAAAUAUUGAUGUCACAGCUGAGAUUACAUCUUAUCUUGACUUAGUGAGCAAAUUCUACACAAGAGUCAUGACCAUCACCACUGACAUGUUCAACAAUAUGGUUGAGAUGAUUAAAAACGUCUUACCUGAGCAAAAGAUAAUCAGCGAGAUUCAGCAAAUCAUUAAUGGACUAAUUACUGAACUUAAGAAAGCUGAGUUGAACCUGCCAUCUUUCAUUAUUCCUUUCACUGAUUUCGUUGUGCCCUCAAUGAAAUUCAGCAUGGAUACGCUUGGACAGUUUGAAAUCCCAACACAGCUGGAUAUCCCUGAGUUCACCAUCUUGGGCUUCUACACCGUGAAAGCCACCACAAUUUCCUAUGAUGACAUCAAGCAGAGAAUUAUUGAACUUAUUGAUUUCAUUGUAAACUUUGAGAUCAAGAUGGUUGAUGUGGAUGCUUUCUUUGGAGACCUGGCAAUGAAUUACCUUCCUACCAUGCCUGAGAUAAUCUUCCCAGAAAUUACUCUUCCUGAUAUCUCAUUCCCUACCAUUCCACAAGUUCCUACAGAAAAGCUUGUGAAGUCUCUUCAGCUUCCUGAGAUCCAGCUGCCAACCAUUCCAAGUGAGAUCAUGGUCCCAUGCUUUGGUAAACUCUAUGGUGAGAUGAGAUUCCAGACUCCCAUCUACACUGUCAAGACAACUGCUGAGUUCCAGAACUCCACUGAGAGCGAAAUGACACCUACAUUCACUGGAUCCCUUACUUCCCAGGCCACAUCUCCAAGUUUUGAAAUUCUUAAUUACAAACUUGACUCCACUGCUCGUCUUGCAAUUCCAAAAAUGAGUCGUGUUGUCUUUGCAGAGACUCUUAAGUUGAACCAUCAAGUUCUUGGAUUUGAACAUCAGGCAUCUGUAACGCUCUAUGGCCUAUCAGCUCAGGCCCAAGCCAAAACUACAAUUAAGGUUACCACUUCACCUUACACUGCUGACCUUAUGAACACAGCCUUUAUUGCUAUGGAAGAAGGAAUGUCUGCCUCUCUCGACACAACUUACACUCAUUUAGUGAACCUCCCAAUUAUCGAGGUCAGAAGCGAGGCCACUGUAUCCCAGAAAGCAAUUGCUCGUCAAGAUGGCUACACCUUCACUCUGACAGUUGACAAUUCAGGCAAUGGCAAAUUGAAUGCAGAAGAUGGCAACCACAAGAGCAACAUGGAAUUGUCACUCACUCCUAGCAUUGCCACUCUAACUUUUUCAGGUGACACAGACUCUUCUAUCUUAAAACUGAAACAGCAAAUUACUGCUGAAUCUGGCACCUUUACCUACUUCAAGUUCAACAUCCGCAAUGAGGCUGAGGCACCAGUUAUUAAGAACAGUCUUUUUGUGGCAUCUGGACAUGCCAGUCUUUAUGAUAUGAAGGUUGAGCUGAAAGCAAACCAUGACACAGAACUGUCUGGUGAAGUCAGUGGAGUCCUGUCCAAUGGAAUCAACAUUGUGGCCUAUCCUGUUGAGUUUGUCUUUGAAUUCCAAAACAAGGGAAAUACCAAGGUCAAUAUUUUUAACACUCUGACUGCUAAGGUAGAUCUGCAGAACGAUUACUCAGUCAUCUUUAAACCUGACAGCCAACAGAUUAACACCGUGGCUCUGGCUCGUCUUAAUCAGUACAAAAUUUUCUACAAUUUCACGGUUGACAAUAAUGGAAAUGAGGCUGGCAUCUUUGUUGCCAUGGAAAGUGAAGCCAACCUUGACUUCUUGACAUCUCCAAUCAGCAUUCCUGAAAUUGACCUUCCUUUUGUUGACUUCCGUACUCCAGCUAUCAGUGAUCUAAACUUGUACGAGCAGACUGGAUUGAAGAACAUUUUGACUACCACUGAGCAGAGUGUUGAUGUGGAUGCUAAGAUUGUUUACAAGAAAAGCCAGGCGGCCCCCCUUGUUGAUAUGAUGGGUCUGAUCCAGAUUCCCUCCGUAGGUAACCUGAUCACAGAGCUGUCCUUCAAGUCUGCCAUCAUUAAUCUAAAUGUUAAUGCUGGACUGUAUGCUGAGGAUGAUCUUGUGUUCCGUCUGGGAGCUAUCACAGCCUCUGUGUUUGAAGGUCUAAAAGCCAAACUUGAUGGUACCACCAGUCUGACCACCAAGAGAGGAAUCAAGUUGGCCAAUUCUCUGUCUCUUGAAAAUCGUCACAUCGAAGGCACUCAUGACAGCACCAUCAGUAUGAGUACUGAGACUUUUGACACUGCCGUCUCUGUGGCCACUGUUGCAAAAAUUGCCCUGCCUAUACUGAAUCUGGAAGCCAACCAAAAUCUGGUUGCAGACACAAAAACCAAACCAAAUGCUGCCUCCACCUUGAGGAUGAAGGGUGAUUUCAACAUCCCUGUGAUCAAGGCUGUUGGAAAGGCUGAGGUAGACCACACUCUGAAGUUGGAAGGAACCUUUGAGGAAGUUUCCGUGGAGGCAGCCACUAGGGCAAACAUGGAUGGCACAGUGCUUGAAGACUAUUUAGUUUUGGGAGUUCUGGAUAAUGAAGUUAAUCUGUACCUGAAUAAUGAUGGCCUACGCUCCACCUUCAAGGUUAUUGCCAAUGCCAAGCUUAACUCUGGCACCACAAAAGUAAUUGACAUGGAUGUAAAUGAGAAUCUCUCUGUUGAAGCUUCCCUUGGUCGUGUGUAUGCAGUGCUAAAGUAUACUGGCAACAAUGAGGCAAACUUGUUCAACUUCAACACCAAUGGGAAGCAUAUUGCGCAGGCUACGAUUGAUCUUGCUCCAACCUCUUCCUUGACUGCUGAUAUUGAGAUUGAUAUUUCUCAGCCAAGCAGCCUGGGUGAGUUCACCAUCUUUGAGAAAACUGUUGCUGAAGUGACAGCUGAUAAGCAGAAGAUGUCAACCAAUGUCAAGUUUGUCAGCCCACUGUACACCACAAACAUGGCAGUUGAAGCCGAGGGCAAUGCUCCUGUCUUCAAAGUCACCUUUAAGUCUUCUGCCACCUCUACCUUCGUCUUCCUGGAGUAUGACCUGGAUGCUUUGACGAACACAAACUUUGAAAAUGAAGCUCUGAACAUGAUUAGCAAGGCUGUCCUGACACACGCUGACCUUACCAUGGAUGUCAACCAUGUCAUUACCCAAGCCCUGAGGAGAAAGCGUCAGGCUGAUGACAGUACCUCUCGCCAUACUCUGAACGUGGACAUCACCAGUCCUACUUUCACCGAUGUCAACCUUCGUUAUACUGCUGGCAGAGAUGGCAUCAGUGCCUCAGUAUCUACCCCCUCAACUGGCUUCCUCGGCCUUCAGUUAAAUGGAAGAGUCCCAUCUCAGAUGAGUGCAAGAGUCUUUGGUCGUUAUCCUUCUGCCCCAGAGGUUGAACUUGACAUGUUGGUCAUCAGGGCAUCUUCUAAGGAUGCUGAUAAGAUGAACCUGCAGAUUGCCUACAACAUGGAGAUACCCAAAGAAAUUCUCUCCGAACUCAAGUUGAAACUCCCCUCCGUCAUCAAUACAUUGAAUAUGUUUGCUAACAAGUACCAGAUCACAAGCAACAUUGAGGCGUUGAAGGACUCAAUUGUUAACCGCAUCAGUGAGGCCUAUAAUGCUGCAAUCAACUACGAUGUUCAAAUGAGCCAGCUGUCAGUCUUCUUCAGGAACAUCAUUGUCCAAUACCAGAAGACUGUCCAGGUCUUCUUGGAUGCUGCCAUCAAGGUCUUGAGGGAGACCCAGUUCAAACUGCCUGGGUCUGAAGAGAUGACAACCCUCCCUGAGGUCCUAAAGAGGCUGACCAGCAGCAUUGCUGCUACGCUAGAAAUGAUCAUCCAGAGUAUCUAUCAGAACACUGAGGUCUACUAUAACUACUUUGUUGAGAUGAUCAGCAGUGUGAAAUUGCGCAUGCCAGUUGGUGAUGCAAUCACAGGAAACCAGAUCUUGGAUCAGGUCAAAACAGCUUCCAAGCAGGUCUUUGAUGAACUGGUAGAUUUUGUGAAAAAUAUGGAGAGUCUUGACACAAUGCUAGUGAAGACGGGUGAGACCCUGAAGGCUGUUGUUGAGAAAUCUCAGGAGUUUGUUGACUCUGUCAAGUCUGACUAUUUGGAUGCAGUGUUUGUCAACAUCAAUGUCGUCUAUCGUAACAUUAUCACAGUUGUAAAGAAUGUUGUUGACGAGAUCUCUGCUUUAAGUUCGGAGCGCCUCUUCAAUGCAUUUGAAUACAUUAUAGACAUGUUUGUCUAUGUAGUGGACCAAUACAAUAACACUGUUAAUGGUAUCCUGCAGCAGGCUUCAGCAGAGGCUCAAGCCUACAUGAAAGUUAGUGACGGAAGGCUUGAGAUUGAACUUCCAUUCCCCUUCCAACAGUAACAAAUCCUCACAAGUCCAUAUGAAACACUACCUAGUUCUUUAACCAUAUUUAUAACAGUGACUUUAACAAAAACACCUGUUGUAUCAUUUUAAUUUAGAUGGUUUACUGUGUACAAACCUUGAAAAUGUAAAGUUUUACUAAAACUCUUCUUCCUGCAAAGACUGAAAAGCAUCAAUAAAAUACAUUAAUGCAA
This is a messenger RNA of Dicentrarchus labrax (European seabass), 11760 nucleotides long. RefSeq names its product apolipoprotein Bb, tandem duplicate 1 (gene apobb.1). The record is from RefSeq and is a predicted model, not a curated record. Gene Ontology annotation, biological process: lipoprotein transport; cholesterol homeostasis; cholesterol transport. Gene Ontology annotation, cellular component: very-low-density lipoprotein particle; mature chylomicron; low-density lipoprotein particle. Gene Ontology annotation, molecular function: low-density lipoprotein particle receptor binding; cholesterol transfer activity. The coding region runs from base 143 to 11566 and encodes 3807 amino acids. Lineage: Eukaryota; Metazoa; Chordata; Actinopteri; Moronidae. The transcript is spliced from 29 exons.